AUGAUCAUUACUUUCUACAAAGAACAAUUUUCACGCCUCCUGAAUGUUGCGGAGAUGACCGGUCUCUACAACAAGUCGACAAAAUGUUUUGUUGACAACUUUCGCAUCGUCACAGUGGAUUCAGCACAAGGCAGCGAAGCGGACACAGUGAUUCUCAGCUGUGUCCGCUGCAACUUCAGUCAAUCAGUCGGUUUCAUCAAGAGCCCAAACCGUCUUUGUGUCGCAAUCAGUCGUGCAAGAGAAAGACUUGUUAUCUUGGGCAGUUCCAGCACAAUGAAAGUUGUGCAUGUGCUGCAUGAUAUCUACCGAGAUGCAAAACGCAAGGGCAAUCUGAUUGAGUCCAUUACAAUCUAA
This is a messenger RNA of Guillardia theta CCMP2712, 354 nucleotides long. RefSeq lists its product as hypothetical. The coding region runs from base 1 to 354 and encodes 117 amino acids. The record is from RefSeq and is a predicted model, not a curated record. The transcript has a single exon. NCBI's taxonomy places the organism in Eukaryota, Cryptophyceae, Pyrenomonadales, Geminigeraceae. Gene Ontology annotation, molecular function: 5'-3' DNA helicase activity.